Molecule: messenger RNA, 4166 nt
Organism: Carassius auratus (goldfish)
Lineage: Eukaryota; Metazoa; Chordata; Actinopteri; Cypriniformes; Cyprinidae
Product: phosphodiesterase 1A, calmodulin-dependent
Exons: 16
Coding region: 583-2433 (616 amino acids)
Biological process (GO): signal transduction
Molecular function (GO): 3',5'-cyclic-nucleotide phosphodiesterase activity
Source: RefSeq, a predicted model, not a curated record
CUGGCUGCAGCAACACCAAAAAAAAAUCCCACAAUUCCUUUCUUAUUUGCUGAAAUGAGAUAUAGGGGUGUUGCUAUAUUAGGCAAGGUACUCUUCAAAUUUAUUCGCCGAAGAAACCCUUCAUGGUCUCUUUGAGUGUGUGCCUGCCUAAUCAGCCCUUUUGUAUUUCACAAACAAUCAUGAAAUUUUUAUCAGCACGCUGCUUCUUGCAGCUGCGCUGGAAUGAGGGGAUUAGAGCGCGUUGAAACUAGGCUGCCGGGCGCGGGACGAUAGCGCGCAGGUUAAUUUCAUUAAAACGCCAGCCUGGGACCAGGAGAUGCCGCCGGGGGAGCUUAUCGCUCAGCUGGUUAACGGGAGGGAAGGCACGCUAAAGUACAAGGGUUUUGCGAUGGCUUCUUCUGCCGGGGGAAGACAGGUGAAUCUCGGCCGGGUGGUGAUGAUGCUGAUGAUGCUGGAGAGGAUGUGAGGAGAACAUUCUCUCUCCUUCUCCCUGGUGUUGAAGAGGAGGGGGAAAGCGCUGCCUCCAGCCAGCGGAUUCCAUCGACACAGAUCACUCCACACGCUCGCGCGUCUGUGCAAACCAUGGAUGCUCUUUCCAACGACACGGACGGACUGGAGAACUCCUUGAAGUACUCCAAGUGUGACCAGACGGAGAAGAUGUGGAUUAGGCUGAAAGGAAUGCAGAAGUACAAAAGCACAUCUCAAAGAUUGAGAUGUCUGGUGAAGCAGCUGGAUAAGGGGGAGGUGAAUGUCGUAGAUCUGAGAAAAAACAUUGAAUAUGCCGCAUCGGUUCUGGAAGCAGUGUACAUUGACGAAACUAGGCGGCUUCUGGACACAGAGGAUGAGCUCAGUGAUAUCCAGGCAGACUCUGUGCCCAUGGAGGUGCGAGAUUGGCUGGCCUCCACCUUCACCAGGAAGAUGGGAGUGGUGCGCAGACGGCCGGAAGAAAAGCCCCGGUUCCGCAGCAUCGUUCACGCCGUUCAGGCUGGGAUCUUUGUUGAACGAAUGUACAGAAGAACAUCCAACAUGGCAGGGUUGACCUAUCCACCAUCUGUAAUUACAGCUCUUAAGGAUGUUGAUAAAUGGUCAUUUGACGUCUUCACGCUUCAAGAGGCGAGUAAUGAACACGCUCUGAAGUUCCUGGUGUAUGAACUGCUCACCAGAUAUGACCUGAUCAGCCGCUUUAGGAUACCAGUGUCCUCCUUGGUGUUAUUUGUGGAAGCUCUGGAAAUAGGCUACAGCAAGCACAGAAACCCUUACCACAAUCUGAUCCACGCUGCCGAUGUCACGCAGACAGCACACUAUCUGAUGCUUCACACUGGCAUUAUGCACUGGCUCACUGAACUGGAAAUAUUGGCCAUGGUGUUUGCUGCUGCUAUCCACGACUUUGAACACACUGGAACCACCAACAACUUCCACAUCCAGACCAGAUCAGAAGUGGCCAUCCUGUACAACGAUCGCUCGGUUCUGGAAAACCACCACGUGAGCGCAGCCUACAGACUCAUGCAAGAAGAUGAGAUGAACAUCCUGGUCAACCUCCCGAAGGACGACUGGAGGGAGCUGCGGACGCUGGUGAUCGAGAUGGUCAUGAGCACAGAUAUGUCCUGCCAUUUCCAGCAGAUCAAGACGAUGAGGAACACGCUGCAGCAGCCGGAGGGAAUAGACAAGGCUAAAGUGCUGUCCCUGAUGCUGCACGCGGCUGAUAUCAGCCAUCCCGCUAAGGGCUGGAAACUGCACUACCGCUGGACACAAGCCCUCAUGGAGGAGUUCUUCAGACAGGGUGACAAGGAGGCAGAGCUAGGGCUGCCAUUCUCUCCACUGUGUGACCGGAAAGCCACCAUGAUUGCCCAGUCUCAGAUAGGGUUCAUCGAUUUCAUCGUCGAGCCCACGUUCUCUGUUCUUGUCGACACAACAGAGAAGAUCAUUAGUCCUCUCAUAGAGGAAGCUGUAAAAUCUGGGGGUGUCCGCAGGUCAAGUUUGACGGGCCGGGGCUCGGCCGCGGUGGUAGAGUCAGUACAGAGACACAGCGGUCGGGGUUCGAAUGAUGAGCAGGGAGGCACUACAGAUUACUCCCUGAGCAGCCUCGACCUGAAACGAGUCCGACACCUGCUCUGUGAGAUCAUCCAGAACAACAAGGAGCGCUGGAAAGAGCUGUCUGUUCAAGAGUUUGCCAACAAACAACACGAGAGAAUGUCAGACCUGGAAGAGGAGCCCAUGAGAAACACACAAGUCACACUGUCCCGCAGCAGUCCAGCCAGAGGGAGUCACGACUCGGAGUCAAAGUCCCUGAACGAACUGAACAAUACAGACUCCACUCACUCUUCCCAGGAAUCUCUGGAACAGAGUUCCCAGUCCCCAGCGGAGGGGCCGGGCGACGGGUCACCAGAGGACCACAGCUCAGAAACUCUGCCUUGGAACGGCAAAAGCGCCUGACAUCCCACGGACGCUGCCAAGCCUGAAUGUUUUUAAUCAGAAACAGGAUGAUGUACAUAGCAUUGUCCUCAUUGUAUUGUAAUGCUAUUAUACUCUCGGGCUCGGAGGGCUCAUUGUGCAGACGGAUGCGCAGAAUGUCCCCGCAGCGCAUCGUAGAGACGGUAGUGUGCAGUGUUGUCAUUGAGACUGUGUCAUUGCUGGAGACAGACCUCUAUGGUCCUCUUGAGGAAGAUUUAGCAAGUCCCUGAAAUGCAACGCUACCUAUUUGCUUCCUGGGCUUUAUUCCUGUUGGGUCAAUUCUCUUUUCUCUUUUUUUUUUUUUUUUGUUUUGUAGACUGUCAUUAUUUAUUAAAGAUUAUGCAGCUACACUUUACACCAUAAUUAGUUUCAGUAUUUUAUUCUCGAUACGGCUCUCAGCGGCACAUUAGGACAGAAAGGCUGGAAAAUUUUACUUCAUUCUGGCAUGAUAUAUCUCUGUAGACUUUUGAAUGUUAUUCCCUCCAAUUUCCAGAACAGUCCAUAAAGAGCUUUUUUUUAUUGUAGCAUGACACGUAUAGUAUGUGCAGCUGUAAAGUUUUAGUAGAACAUGGCGCCUAUUAAAUCAUGAGCCAAUUUUUUAACAGUAGAGGUGCAUGUCCUCGAGGGGGCGUUGUUUCAUUUUAACAAACCACACUCUCCAAAUGAACAAAACUGUGUCCCUUUAAAUCCAUACAGUAUUAAAGUACAUAGCAGUGUCUAAAUAAAUGUUACAUACAUUGGCUGUGUUCGGAUGGAAUACUAGCUAACUACUCACCGAAUACUGUGCAGUAUAUACUGUUUCAAUUGUGAAACAGAAUAAUUAUGAAACAGUUUAAUGGAAUAUGCUCUUUUAAGUGUUUAAAAGUUUUAGUCUGAUGUUAGAAGUCGCUAAUAUUGUAUUCGUUUUCAUGAAACACUGGAGAUGAAGGUGUCAAAUCAAGCAAUUUGGCAAAUGUGGUAAAUCAUUUGGGUAUUUCAUGUAAACUGUGCCCUGUAUACAUAAUGUAUACUGAGAAACAGUAAUAGUAUGCUUUUCUGAACGCAGCCAUUGUGCAUUACACUGUUCUUCAGAAUUUCAGAACAUUCAUGAGGUACUAAACAUGUGCUACCAAAUCACUGUAUCAUGUUUUAUAACUUUUAUGUGAAAAUACUGAUCAAGUUUAAUUUAUUUAAUUUUUUUUUCUUUCUUUUUUUGCAUUAUGUAUGACAUAAACCGCCCAAAACAAGAUUUUUGUCAUUGUAUCUCUUUUAAAGUCUGAUGUAACACUGCUGCCUUCACACUCACACGCAUUAUGAAAAGCACAUACGAGCUCAGGGUCUGUUUAAUUGUAGAAAGUAAGUUUAUUUAAAGUUUAUUAAACAGAAAAGCUUAAAAAAAAGAAUACUGCAUUUCAUUUAUCAGUCAGGGAUGACAGAAACACCUGUAGAAUAUAUCUGUUGAAAUCAACUCCUCAAUGCCUUUCAGAUGAAAUGGGUCUAAAGAGUUGUUUUAUAAUGAUGCAUUUCAUAAAAAAAAGUCUUGUCUCAAGAACCAUAUAAUUUUUUUGCACUGAUGUCAUUUUCAUUUUAAUUGAGCACAAACACAAAACAGAAGGCUUAGAAACAUGACAUAGAAAUGUAUAGAUGUAUUGUGCAGUUUCACUUUUUCUUGCAUUAAUAUGAAUAUUAAAGGGGAUUUUCAUUAUAAUGAAAAUGAAAUCAUGCACCACCAACAA